AUGGCACACCUCACGAUACUUGAGCGCCACCGCUCGGUGUGUGCCCGAACCUUUUCCUCGACCCCUCAGUGCAGUUUCUUCACUUUACACUUUCACUCUUCGAAGUAACUUUGGUGUUGCUCUAUUCUUGCAGAUUUUCCUCUCGAACCUGCACCACAAUGGACUCGGCAAUGCUUCGAGGUCUUGUCGAGGUACUUCCUCACUCCGCGGAGUCUCCCUCCGAGGAACUCUACCGUCCUCUGACAACCCCCGCCCGGGCUGUUCCUAGGACGUAUCCGGGAGCUCCCCAGAGGGAGUCGUUUGACCUUCAUCGCAUCGGGCGCGAUCAUGGCAGUCCUGCUAGUCCUCAGUCUGGGACUGCGACGCCGGGGGGAGAGGCAGACCUGGAGAUGAGCAGGCCAGCCAGUCCGGUAUCCUCCAUUGAGGGUGUCGAGGUGGUGCCCACCGUUUGGCAGCCCUACAUGAACCGCUUCCGGUUCUUUUCUGUGUGUCUUGCGACUUUCGGCUUCGCCCUCAGUGACAGUGCUGCCGGUGCGCUGAUCCCCUAUAUGGAAGAAUUUUACGACAUUGGAUAUGCUGUUGUGUCCAUGAUCUUCGUCGGCCAGGCCGUGGGCUUCGCCAUCUCCGCCGUCGUCCUCGAUCCUCUCCGAGUGAAACUUGGCCGGGCCAAGCUCAUGGGAUUAGCAGAGGCCAUGAUGACGCUGGCGUACAUCGCCCACGUCUCUGGAGCCCCGUUCGUCGUCGUCACCCUGGCCUUCUUCUUCGUCGGCUUCAGCAUCGGCGUCAACGUCGCCAUCGCCAACCUCUUCUGCGGCAGCAUGCGGAACAGCACCCUGAUGCUGGGCAUCCUCCACGGCACCUACGGGCUGGGAGGCAUCGUCGGUCCGCUCAUCGCCACGGGCAUCGUGACGGCCGCGGACACGGUCUGGACGCGCUACUACAUCCUGACGCUUGGCAUCGGCGCCAUCACGACGGCCGUUGGGUUGUGGUCCUUCUGGGGCUAUGAAGCAGAGCUGUCGCCGGCGGUGCGCGCCAGAGAGAAUGCUCCCAGCGGGUCGAUGGUGCAGUCCAUGCUGUCGGUGGCGAAGCUGCGCGUCGUCCUGCUCGGAGCCAUCUUCAUCUUCGCCUACCAGGGUGCCGAGGUGUCCAUCUCGGGCUGGGUCAUCUCCUUCCUCAUCAACACCCGCGACGGCGAUCCGGCGUCGGUGGGAUACGUCUCGUCCGGCUUCUGGGCGGGCAUCACGCUGGGCCGCUUCCUGCUAUCAGGUCCCGCGCAGCGCAUCGGCGAGAAGGUCUUCGUGUACGGCCUGACCGCCGGCGCCUUGGUGUUCCAGAUCCUGGUGUGGUGGGUGCCCAACAUCGUGGGCAAUGCUGUGGCCGUGUCUAUCGUCGGGUUGCUGCUUGGGCCUGUCUACCCCUGCGCGACGGCUGUCUUCCUUCGUAGCAUGACACGCCGUGAGGCUCUCAGUGGUAUCGGCACCAUCAGUGCGUUUGGCAGCAUGGGCGGUGCCGUCGCACCUUUCAUCACUGGUUUGUUGGCGCAGGCCGUCGGAACCUGGGUGCUGCAUCCCAUUGUGAUUUUCCUGUUCGUCGUUAUGCUGGUGUGCUGGUAUUGCAUCCCGACCGUGCCGAAGCGGACGGAGUAAAAGAAGAAAAAAGGUCAGCUCGGCUUGGCGAUAGACAACAGUUGAAUGGGAAACUGUGCAAUAGAAGCACAGGCGUGUUUUGGGAGCUUGGUGAAAGAAAAGGGACAAACAAGAGAAUAUGGGCCAGGAGCGUGCGGGUAUUGGGAAUUU
This is a messenger RNA of Ilyonectria robusta, 1796 nucleotides long. Its product is annotated as major facilitator superfamily domain-containing protein. Gene Ontology annotation, biological process: transmembrane transport. Gene Ontology annotation, molecular function: transmembrane transporter activity. The transcript has 2 exons. Gene Ontology annotation, cellular component: membrane. Lineage: Eukaryota; Fungi; Ascomycota; Sordariomycetes; Hypocreales; Nectriaceae. The record is from RefSeq and is a predicted model, not a curated record. Bases 159 to 1646 code for a protein of 495 amino acids.